Molecule: messenger RNA, 575 nt
Organism: Ceratosolen solmsi marchali
Lineage: Eukaryota; Metazoa; Arthropoda; Insecta; Hymenoptera; Agaonidae
Exons: 3
Coding region: 45-575 (176 amino acids)
Biological process (GO): tRNA pseudouridine synthesis
Molecular function (GO): RNA binding; pseudouridine synthase activity
Source: RefSeq, a predicted model, not a curated record
UUUAAGUAGAUAAAAUAUUAAGUAUUAAUUAAAUUGAAAAUAAUAUGAAAAGAUAUAUGAUGCAAUUAUCUUACAUUGGAAGUCAAUAUAGAGGUUCACAAAAACAUAUAUAUAAUAAUAUGGUGGAUAGUGAUUCUAUUCAAGGUAAAAUAGAAAAUAUUUUAUUAAAAUCAGAACCAAAAUUUGAAAAUAAACCAAAAUUAGUAAUGGCUGGAAGAACAGAUGCUGGUGUACAUGCUUUAUGUACUACAGCACAUGUUGAUUUAGUAUUUCCAAAGUCUGAAACAUUUGUUAUUCCAAAAUAUAAUUUAAAAAUAGAACCAAUUGCAGAAUUACAAAGAAGUGCAAUUGUAUAUAAUCGUGAUACAAAAUUUGAUUUUAAUCAGAUGAAGAAAGGUGUAAAUUUAUUUGCAGGAUUUCAUAAAAUUUCAGAAGAGGAUAUAAUAAAUAUGUUACAAGUACCAUCUCAUAAAAAUUGGAAUCCACAUGUACAAUUAGCUCCUCCAUAUGGACUUUAUCUUUUGAAAGUAAAUUAUGAUAAUACUGAUAUUCAGGAUAUUUCUAUUUUAAAAUGA